UUUUGCAACAGAGAAAACGUUUUGCAACAGAAUCGUUGGAAUUAAUACUCCCCUAGCAUGGGGAGCGUUUAACGUUUUGCUUCUCAACACGAGCCUCUGUCAGAACACGUUUUGCCUCUGGAAGCGGGAGUUUUACCUUUUUCCACACUUGGCUGUGAGUCUGACUGCAUCCUGCAAUCACAUCAAUGGCUACCUCUGGCUCCUCCUCCACUUCUGUGCCUGAGGGUUUCCACUAUGAGACCAAGUACAUCGUCCUCAAGUAUCUGGGACUACUGCCCCCCUCCCACCUACAGGCCACGGCUAGCGCAGGAGGUGGCCAUUAUGCUGUGGACGGAGAGUUUGAGAGAGAGAGGAACAGACUGAUGAAGGUUCAGAUAGAGGAAGAACUGAGGCAACUGGAACACGAAAUCUCAGCCUCCCUCUCCUGCACAGGCUUCGAUUGCCGUAUGAGUCCAGUGUUCAGCCCAGCCAAUCCAGAGAGCUCCGUUGAAGACUACCUAGCUACCCUUGGGGAACGAGUUGCCAGGGACCUGGACACACACCUGGCGUCCACUGUGCACACACUUCUCAGUGCCCCCCUGGACUAUGAGCGAUUCAGACAAGCCACACAAGAUGUCUCCUGCCAUGCACAAAUAGGCUGGAACAAGGUUAUGGUGCCACUGGUUGUGCUGCAGGCCUUGCAGGCAGAAGGACAGAUCCUGGCCACCCUGCUACCUCUGGGGGUCCGUUUCCUGGAGGAGACUGAGGCAGACUACAUAAUCCAGCAGGGGGGAUGGGGUACAGUGUUUAGUCUGGAGGAAGAGGAGGAGCAGGACGUUGUCAUAGCCGAAGACAGCAACGACAUCUACAUUCUGUCUGGAGAGCAGCUUUCCGGCCAGUUCAGUCCCCCCACAUCACUGCUGGACAACAGAGACAACAGUGGACCUGGCAGCUGGCAGACCGAGAGCUUACCCGUGUCUCUUGCAGGCCACGAGUCCUGGGCACAGGUGGGCAUGAUGGACCACCCCGAAGACGUCAAGAGUUUGGACAGCAAUGAGGGUGUCCUGGCUGAGGAGCGAAGCGAGAACAACUCCUCCAACUCUGACAUAGUGCAUGUUGAGCGAGAGGAUGCAGAGGAGGGCGUGGCUGAGGAGCCCGAGCUGCAGGAGAGCAUGUUGAGUGUGCUGGGGACAGAGAGCGAGCUGGCCGAGCUGAGGGCGGAGUUUAGGGAUGACACCCCGCCACCUGUGCCGGUGUCGCUGGAGCCCGCGGUGGCGUAUUCCGAGGAGCCAGUCGUUCUAGAGAUGCCCACGCCCCUUUCAGCAGUCCCGUCAGAGCCCCGUGCCUCUUCCCCAGUGUCCGAGCCAGCUGCUCCAGCCCCAGUAGUUGAAGCUCAACCCACAGAUGUUGUGGAGAACUUCCCAACGUCCCCUGACAAAACGCCCUCUACUACUCCUCCUCCAGCGGAGCUGGUUCCAGAGUCAGUCACAGAACCAGAGUUAAUUGCAGAACCAGAACCGGUUUCGGGGCCAGUUGCGGCUCUAGCUGAGCCAGAGCUUGUUCCAGGGGAGCCUUGGUCAGAGGCUGAGUUGGAGCGAGCGUCCGCUGCACUCCUGGAGUCACCCCCAGGUGAGGAGGUCCCAGUACAGACGGAACCAGAGUCCGAGCUUCCAGUGCUGCUGUACGGCGGAGCUGUCCUAGUGGCCCUGGCUGCUGUUGUGGCCUGGGGAGUCCUGGCCCACCGGAGGAAGUAGCCUGUGGGGGCCCCUGACAUGGGCCCCAGACCGCACCUCCUCCUUGGUCCCUGCCUGGCUCACUGUUGGUAAUCUGGGCUGCUGUGCUGCCACUGCCAGGUGCACACACUGUGGGAAAAGUAACUGUUCAUUUUUUUUCUUCCAGUUUUUGAUUUACCCCGUAGUCAACUCAUCUCGUCAUACUGCUUUUUUUUUUCCCCCUCAAGAUUUCUCAGUUUUGUGUUUUUUUUGUUUGUUUUCUGGGAGCAUGGGUCUGUUCUGUACUAUCUGGUUGCACAGCACAGAUAAAAACAUAACAGGGUGGAUGCCACUUGGCUGGUGCUUGUGCUGCCUCUGUCCUCAAAGCCUAGUUUGUGUAGCUCAGAAAAAUCAAUAGCCAGAUUUCUCUUAUCCAAUAGAUUCUAUUUCUAAUUCAAGUAAUGGAGACUGAUGUGGCUGUACUUAAACGGACAGCAGAAUUUGCCCCAAGGGAUAUGUUUCAUAAAGCACUUGAUUGUGACUUAAUAAUGUCACACUAAAAUAUGGAACAGAUGUUUCUUAUCUACUUUUUUUCUCUUAAAGGCCAGCCCAGUUAUUAAGUGCUGUUUGAUGGUCACUGAGCUGAUGAAACAGAAAAAUAUUUUAAGAUAUGAAUGGGAGGGUAUACUCAGGGGCCAACAUGUUAUUUCUCUACAUUGUGUUGUCCUUUCUGGUUGUUUUGCGGUAUUAUAAAAACUGCAUUACAAUUAUUAUUAUUUUUGGUUUAAAAAACUGCACAGUGAGGAUUAAAGUGUACCACAAGUCACAA
Messenger RNA from Esox lucius (northern pike), 2520 nucleotides. RefSeq names its product BCL2 like 13 (gene bcl2l13). The coding region runs from base 186 to 1733 and encodes 515 amino acids. Gene Ontology annotation, biological process: apoptotic process; regulation of apoptotic process. Lineage: Eukaryota; Metazoa; Chordata; Actinopteri; Esociformes; Esocidae. Gene Ontology annotation, cellular component: mitochondrion. The record is from RefSeq and is a predicted model, not a curated record. The transcript has 7 exons.